AUGGCCGACACCUCCAUCCGCGACAUUCUGGACACCGGCUACACGCUGCUGCAGCCGCCAGCCCCGUUACCAUCAGCUCCGCCUCUCUUGCUAGAACGUCUCCGCCACUCUGCACAGCAUGUGUCUUGGAGAGACAAGCCCGCAUGGAAUGAAGACGAUGAGCUAGACGUCAUCGCCCUCGACGACGACAGCAGCAACCCUGCCAGAGUCAAGAAGCGUCGUGACGAACUCGUACUUGUUGUGGGCAAGCGCAGCAUCGACCUUGUCGUCGCGCUGCAAUGGUGGCUGUCCAAGGAAUUCUGGCCAGUCAACUUGAGGGAGGGCCUCAACGAGAAGGACUUUCUCCUCGGCACUGCCGACCUGCGUCUUGUUCGUUUGCUGCUGUCUCACUCCAUGGCAUCUGGCGUGUUGCCAUUGAUCACAGCGUACAUUGGUGGACUCCGCCAACGAGCUCCUGUUGACCCUUCUCUCCUGUCGGCGCUGUCUUCCCUCGUCGGCCUCAUUGAGACCCCUCUCCCAGCCGCAACAAGCAGCGAGCGCAAUCCCAUUCCACCAACUACCAUCACCCAGACGGUCGUUGCGGCUCACCUUCCACUGCUCAUUCUCGCCGCUGUGACGUUGGCAUGGACGCCGACAGCUCGACCAGAGACGUACGCCGCUCUCCGACAGCAGCUCAUCAGCUCUCUCAACAGUCUGUCGCCCACUCAGGCAAUGGCGUCGCUGGGUACGUCACUCAAGAUUGUGCAAGCCAGCAAGAAGGCAGGCAAGACAACUCCUACUCGAAGCCAGAUUAUCUGGCCAGGAUACGUCGCCGGUGCCGUCAGCACCCUCAUGAGCGCGCAAGUCCAGCGCAGCGGUGGCGUCAAGGCGGUCAUGGAGAACGUCUUUGGUGAGGCUGGCAACAUGGCUGGCCCCGAAGCGGUAGAGGGACAGAAGCUUGACCAGGUUGCCGAGCUGCUUGCACGAGUGCCCAAGAACGUACCAGAACAGAUGUACAUCCCGGGUCUCCUGAACACUCUCAUGGACCUUGUAGCGCCAGAAUCUGGAAACCACCCCAUCGUGUACACCCACGCCGCCGCUUAUGUCAUCCACCACCUAUGGUCCACAUCGAGUCUGGCUGUCGAGUGGCUAAAUGGCAGGCUGCACCCAUUGUGGCUUCCCGUCAACCCAGCCCAGGGCGUCGUUGUCCCAGCAAGCGCCGUGUCGGCUGCCGCCCGCACCAUGGCCCUCCUUGUCUUGCACGCCCCGCCUUCCCCGCUCUUUGUCGACUUUGUCGUCCGCCCUAUCAUCCUGCCUCUCUUUGCGCUGUACGCUUCUUUGACGCCAAAAAUCCAGGCAAAGUCCAUUGAGAAACGCAGCGAGUCUGCCCCUGGCCUGGUGGACGACGCCAGGCUUCUGCUUACCAGCUGGGGCAAGGUGGUGCCAAAAGACGAAGGGGUGGAGGGUAUUUGGUCGGUCGUUACGGGUGGUAAGGGGUGGCCUGCUUCCCCAGAGGGCCUGCAAGUCCAGUGGCGCAAGGGGGCCGACGGCGUCGAGCUUGUCAACGACUAUCCCAUGGUCGAGCACCAGGAGAUCUCCGCGACGAUGGAAGACGAUGAAGCGAUGCUGGACCAGUUCGACCUCUCCCCCGAUCCGCCUACUCUUUCGCAGCUCCUCAAGGACUUUGAUCAGCCAGAGAUUUCAAGCGAGGUCUUCCUCAAGGUUCUUGACGAGUGGCGUGUGCGAGCCAAUGCAGCAGACCAGGACCCUUUGAGCUCUCUCCUCUUUCUGCGCCUCACGCUCGCCAUGAUGGAGACUCUCGGCGAAAAGUUACUAUCCAACCCGGACCAUGUGCUCAACUUUGUGGAGGGAGUGCUCAACGACGAAGUCCAGACCAUAGCCGCCAAGAAGCAUUCGCUAGCGGACGGCGUUGCGUCAAUGAAGCUUGUAGAAGAGGUGGACGAGGAUAUCAACAUCGACGAGCCACUUCCUGAGCUCACUCCCGAGGGAAUUGAGAAAAUGGGCAUGCUCAACCACACGACCACUGCGAUUCUCCAUCCUAUUAACGACCACCUGGAGACGCUCUCCAGCGCUGGACCGACCAAUGUUCGCCAGCUGGCCCGUGAGGCGCUCCUUGUCCUUCUCGUCCGUCGCUCGGCCUCCCUCACAUCCGAGGAUGGCCAGGUCUCACACGCUGUUGCCACAUAUCGCCGGGCUCUCACGCUGGUGCAGGACCCGAUCCUGCCCGUUCGCGCACACGGUCUCGUCCUCUUGCGCGACUUGGUCCUCUCAAAGGAGUACGAGCCUGCCCUCACGCCGGGCAUCAUGGAGGUGUACAUGGGUAGCAUCCAAGACAAGGACAGUUACAUCUACCUCAACGCCGUUAAGGGUCUUGCCGCCAUGGCCGACGCCCUGGGCAAGGACAUCUUCCGCACACUGGUGCGCAUGUACCGCACGGGCAACGUCGAGCUUGACAACCUCGACAAGCGGCUCCGUAUCGGCGAAGCUCUGGGCAUGGUUAUCCGCAGCGCUGGCAAGGCAUUUGUUGCCAAUGCCGAGUUCGUCGUGCCGGCACUGUUGUCAAUGUUCCCCGACACCAGCCUCCCCACGAUCCUGAGGACGUCGUCACUGUCACUCCUGUCCACCUGUGCCGAGGUGGACCACCUCGCCCUUCUCCCGUGGGCCAACGAGCUUACCAGUGCGGCGAUUGACCUCGUUCAAAUCGAGAGCGUGGUGUCCUCGCCCUUCCGCCCAGAGGCAGUCAAGGAAGAAGAGCCUGUGGCCCCCGCCAGGCCCAAGAUUGUGCUCGUGGACGACGAUGAGCCCGAAGAAGAAGUUGCCAAGGAGCAGACGCCUCGGAUCGUCGACGAAGAGCCGACCGCACAGGACAGCAAGCACCCGGCACUGCGUCGCGCUGCCGUCGUGUUCCUCGGCCUCUUGACCGCCUCCCUCAUCGAGGCUGCUAGCCCCGAGCAACCUCCUGCGAGCGACGAGUUCAAGCUUCGUCUCCCCAACAGCAGUUCCCAGCUUCAGACUCGGCAGUCUCACGCCCGGUGCACUGUCACUCUGCAAACGCCCGUUCUCGACCGCGCUGCCAACGUCCUGGGCUAUGUGGCGGCCACGGAUGUGGACGAAGUGGUUCGUGGCCAGGCAGGCGAGGUGGUUGCCCUCGUGCAGAGACUCAAGUCGGUCCAACAGCUCAGCUCCCUGUCCUCCAGACAGCUCUUGUAG
This is a messenger RNA of Apiotrichum porosum, 3210 nucleotides long. RefSeq lists its product as uncharacterized. The record is from RefSeq and is a predicted model, not a curated record. The coding region runs from base 1 to 3210 and encodes 1069 amino acids. The transcript has 7 exons. Gene Ontology annotation, biological process: protein secretion. Lineage: Eukaryota; Fungi; Basidiomycota; Tremellomycetes; Trichosporonales; Trichosporonaceae.